AUGGCGGCGCCCAGGGUUUCCACUCGGUGCCUGCAGAAUAAUGGCCUGAAGAGGAUCUUCUCUGGUAUUCAACCAAGUGGGAUUCCUCACCUGGGGAAUUAUCUUGGUGCGCUCACAAGCUGGGUGAAGCUGCAGGAAGAAUGCAGCUGUGUGCUAUACAGCAUUGCAGACCUCCAUUCCCUCACAAUCCCAAGAGAGCCAGCUGCUCUUCGUGCAAGCAUCCUAGAUGUCACAGCUGUCCUCCUUGCCUGUGGCAUCAAUCCACAGAAGUGCUUGCUUUUUCAGCAGUCUCAGGUAUCUGAACAUGCGGAGCUUGGUUGGAUUCUGGAGUGCCUCACAAGUGUACCACGUCUGCAACACUUACCACAGUGGAAGGUAAAGAAUGCCAGCCAAAUGAAUGAAGGGACAGUGGGUCUGUUCACUUAUCCUGUUCUUCAAGCAGCAGAUAUUCUUCUGUACAAGUCAACGCACGUACCUGUUGGAGAAGAUCAAGUCCAGCACUUGGAACUGACCCGAGAUAUAGCCCGGCACUUCAACAAGAAAUAUGGAGAAUUUUUUCCAGUGCCCAAAGCCAUUUUAACCCCGAUGAAGAAGGUGAGGUCUCUCCGAGAUCCCACCUCCAAGAUGUCAAAAUCCGACCCUCAGAAGUUAGCCACAGUGAGCAUAACGGACAGCCCCGAAGAGAUCCUACUGAAAAUCCGCAAGGCUGUCACAGACUUCAUGUCCGAGGUUACCUAUGACCCGGACCGCCGCCCCGGUGUCUCCAAUCUCGUAACCAUUCAUUCUGCCAUAACGGGGCUUAGUGUGGAGGAAGUGGUACAUCAGAGUGUGGGUCUGGAUACUGCUCGUUACAAGACAGUGGUAGCAGAGGCAGUCAUUGCAAAGCUUGCGCCAGUCAGGAGUGAGUUCAAGAGAUUAAAAGAAGAUGGAGGUUACCUGGAGAAGAUUUUACGUACUGGAGCAGAAAAGGCUAAAGCCCUCGCGGCCCCAGUGUAUGCGGAAGUCAAAAGGCUGGUGGGAUUUCAUUAACCCCAAAGGAAAAGCAGCCGGGACCCUUUCAGGUUUUCUUUUAGUGGGCCUGGGUUGCCUUGACCCUGCAGCUCUUGGUUAACGUUGGCCGACGUGUGCAUCAGCAGUGGGACCCUUUCUCUUUCCCCACCCUCUCGCACUCGCAUCCUCACACAUCGCAUUGCCAGGCUGCAAUCUGGAGUGUGUGUGGAGGAAGGUGAAGCAGCCGCAGUUUCCCUCUCCCAUUUCUCCACUGGCCCUUAUUCUGCCUUUCUCUCCCCCCCACCUCCAGUGGCAGAGGACAGUCCUGGCUUGCAGCCCAGUGAAGGGGAGGGGACACCUGUCAGGACCAGGGCGGAGAGCCUCAGGCCUGCCUCUCCUUCUUCCAGACCUUAAAAGGGCCACAUGGUUCGGGUUGGUGACUGUUCAGCAAUGGCACCUGGGCCCAGUCCCCAAGACGGUCUUGUUCACCCUCGUGAAGUUGUGCGUCUGCAAUAUUUCCAGUCUCUUUGCAGGGGGGACAACCAACCUCCUUGCAAAAGUCUUUGGGAUGAUACUUAAACUCAUCUCUUAGCUGCAAGUACUGACCUUUUUCCUGCAGGGGGAAAGAGCUGCCGUUUCAUCUUGAAGUAAUUUGCAAAAAUAGACUAAAGCUGGAACAUGCACAACACCCCAACGGCAGUGAUGCGAUGCAUUGGAAAUAAAUCGGUGAAUUCCUUUGACAGCAUUUCAUUCCAUUGGCUGGAUUGGUCUUCAUCAGCAGAGACCACAGGCAAGCCCUUGCACUGUCUUAGGCCCAAACAGGAUUUCAAGUGGGAGGAAUCCUUGACUGGGUCCCCGAGAUGUCAUAUAGCUGUAAAAAGCAGCUGUAUCUGAGAGGGCUAUGAAUGGGGGCUGCAUUGCUGGGCCAUUAGCUUCCCUCCCCAGUUAUUUUUCCAGGCAAAAACCCCUCCUAAUCUUUUUAAGCUUAGGGAAGCUUUUAAGUCCCUGUAGGGGGGGAGGGGAGACAGACGUUUCUCUGCUUUCCCGACCUGCCCUUGGAGUCACAAGGUAAAGACGGGCUUUUUCAAAGGGGGAAAUGCUGCCGGCAGCCCCGCCUGUGAUUCUGAUGAUUCGGGGGCCCUCUGCAGCUCUUUUGGGCUGCUAAAUUCCAUAGGAGAAGGAUCUAGUUGUUUAGGCAAUGUGUACUGUGGCCCGAAUCAUUGCAAAUAUGGAAACUGUGAUGGAGUAGCAGCAGACUUCUCCUCCUGAGUGCCUGCAAACCAGUCAGUCACAGUAGACAAGAAUUAAGCAUAUUUAAUAUUGGCUGAUUCUCAGCAAUGAACAACACUAGCUCGAAUAAUUCUUUUCCACAUGUUGGACGGCAGAACAGUAGAUAUCUCAAAACCUUACUGCCGAACUGGGUUUUUAAAUUGUUUAGCUUCUAUCUGGCCGUAAAUUAACAUGUCCUGUUGGUGCUCCUUUCCUUGUGAAUCUACAGUUCCACCUCAAAAAAUCAGCAUGUGAUUUUAGCACAUUAUUUUACUUGCUGUAUAAACACUUUUAGCGACACCGAUAUCUGGCCCAUAAAGGGCUUGGAGCAAAGACCUGCCCGCUCCAGAAACCACGUAAGAGUGAAGGCGGGUAUUAUUUUAGCAAUAUUCAGUUGAUGUUUGUCAAGAGUCUAAAAAAAAUAGAGAAUCUGACUUGGAGCGCAGAAAGUCACUUAAAAAUAAUCCAGCCUGUAAAUCAAAAUUAGCACUGUGUUGCUGUAGCCCCUGUCAAGAAGAGGAUGGCCUUGGAGUUUUCUCUUGCAAAGAAGCUUCAUGCAUACUUGAAGAUAAUAUUUUGUGGCUUGAAUUUGGGGUCCUGCUCCUUCAUUGCAACUCCAGCAGCAGAUCUUUAGAACACCAGCUGGUGUUGUGGAUAGCAGUGCCGAAUCCUGGCUCGUGCAUGGUUGUGAUUCCGGCACUCAGCUGCUUGCAACGCAAGUGAGAGCAAAGCCACGUGCGGGCUGUGUGUAGGAAUGGGCUUCCAGCAGUAGCUAGGGUUGCCAGCUCCGAUUUGAGAAAUUCCUGGAAAUUUGGGAGGUGGAGCAUGGAGAGGGCGGGGUUUGGGGAGGGAAGGAGGCGCCUCAGAGUAUA
Molecule: messenger RNA, 3131 nt
Organism: Eublepharis macularius
Lineage: Eukaryota; Metazoa; Chordata; Lepidosauria; Squamata; Eublepharidae
Gene: WARS2
Product: tryptophanyl tRNA synthetase 2, mitochondrial
Exons: 6
Coding region: 1-1029 (342 amino acids)
Biological process (GO): mitochondrial tryptophanyl-tRNA aminoacylation
Cellular component (GO): mitochondrial matrix; mitochondrion
Molecular function (GO): tryptophan-tRNA ligase activity; ATP binding
Source: RefSeq, a predicted model, not a curated record